Molecule: messenger RNA, 2006 nt
Organism: Gossypium arboreum
Lineage: Eukaryota; Viridiplantae; Streptophyta; Magnoliopsida; Malvales; Malvaceae
Exons: 2
Coding region: 986-1309 (107 amino acids)
Biological process (GO): site-specific DNA replication termination at RTS1 barrier; mitotic DNA replication termination
Cellular component (GO): nucleus
Source: RefSeq, a predicted model, not a curated record
GCUAGAGCACCCGUUUAGUAAGCGGGAGGUCUUGAGUUCGACUCUCAAUGAAAGCAAUUUGCCUCCUUUUUGGCUAUUCCCUUUUUUAUGGGAUUUCCUUCGUUGACAAAUUCGCUACACUCUCGCGGUUGUCGGCGUUCGCAACCGCCAUCAGAGUUCUAAAAUUAAAACCCUAAAACCCAAUUUCUCGUUAAACCAAAUCCCUAAUUCACCCGCUUUCUCCUUUCCCGCUCCUCAGCGGAGGCGAUGGCGGAGCCACCGGAGUCGAGUCUCGCGACUGUUACCUCAAGAUCUACGCUGUUAAAAAGCCCGACAAAGUCGACCCGAAUGAGCAAAGGUUCGGUAAGUGACUCAAUUGCGCUUUAUCCAAUGACCCCUUAAGAGAACCUUGCGUCAUUGAUAAACUAGGCAAUAUUUUUAACAAGGAAGCUCUUGUUCAAGCCCUAAUUCACCCGCUUUCUCCUUUCCCGCUCCUCGGCGGAGGCGAUGGCGGAGCCACCGGAGUCGAGUCUCGCGACUGUUACCUCAAUAUGUACGCUGUUAAAAAGCCCGACAAAGUCGACCCGAAUGAGCAAAGGUUCGGUAAGUGACUCAAUUGCGCUUUAUCCAAUGACCCCUUAAGAGAACCUUGCGUCAUUGAUAAACUAGGCAAUAUUUUUAACAAGGAAGCUCUUGUUCAAGCUUUGUUGGGCAAGAAGUUUCCUAAUUCACCCGCUUUCUCCUUUCCCGCUCCUCGGCGGAGGCGAUGGCGGAGCCACCGGAGUCGAGUCUCGCGACUGUUACCUCAAGAUCUACGCUGUUAAAAAGCCCGACAAAGUCGACCCGAAUGAGCAAAGGUUCGGUAAGUGACUCAAUUGCGCUUUAUCCAAUGACCCCUUAAGAGAACCUUGCGUCAUUGAUAAACUAGGCAAUAUUUUUAACAAGGAAGCUCUUGUUCAAGCCCUAAUUCACCCGCUUUCUCCUUUCCCGCUCCUCGGCGGAGGCGAUGGCGGAGCCACCGGAGUCGAGUCUCGCGACUGUUACCUCAAUAUGUACGCUGUUAAAAAGCCCGACAAAGUCGACCCGAAUGAGCAAAGGUUCGAACUGCGGGCAUGUGGUUAGUGCUAAGGCUUUGAAAGAGGUGAAGUCAUCAGCUUGCUUGGUUUGCCAUAAGGAGUUUGUGGAGUCUGAUAAGGUGGUGAUUAAUGGGAGUGAGGCGGAGGUAGCUGCUUUGAGGGAGAUGAUGAAGGAAGAGAAGGCAAAAACGGUGAAGGGGAAGAAGAACGAGGGAUGGAUGUUCUGGAUGGGGAGAAGGGUUUUAAGGGAUUGAGUAAUGGUGAGAUCAAGAAGUUUAGAGCUGCGGAUGCGGCACAGGCUCAUGCUACUAAGGAAGUAUAUGCUUUGAUAUUAACUUCUUCGAAGAAGUCAGAUUUAAGGAAACUUUUACGCGCAGAUCACUCCCAUUCGGUCGAAACUGAUGAUAGGCUGGUAUUAUUCUCUCUUCUAUGCUAGUUCAUGAAGGGAGAAUAUUGAUGUUGUUUGAGUAGUAUUUUUUAGGUUCUUAUAUGUAUGUGUGUAUAUGUAUUGAAACUAAAUUUAGAUAUACUUGUUUAACCUAAUUUUAGCGGGUAUGUAAUUUCGAUUGAUUGUGUAGUGUAUUUUGGUAGACAACGUUGAAUUUGGGCUUUGGUCCUCAAACAUGGAGGAAAAGAGGAAUGGGUGUUGGACAUCGGGAGAAGGGCUUUAAAGGAUUGAAUAAUGGUGGGAUGAAGAAGUUUAGAGCUGUGGAUAUGGUGCCAGCUAAUGCUACUUAGGAAGUUUAUUCUUCCAUAUUUUACUACUUAGAAGAAGUCGGAUUUUAAGGGAACUCUUACGUGUAGAUCACUCCGCUGGGUUGAGACUGAUGGAAUGGUAUGAUUCUAUUCCAAAUUUUUGGGUUCUUAUACAUGUUGAAAUUGAAUUGUAAUAUACUUGUAUGAACCUAAUUUUAGUACAUGUGUAAAUUCAAUUGAUUAUGAAGUGCAUAA